CAGUGGUUUUUGCGGUACUCGCGUACAGUGGUUGUACCGUGCCCGCUCAACGCACACCCCUGCACAUUGGUGGGCUGCUCCCGUUGUCGGAAAAGGACGGCUGGAGCCGAUUUUUCGGCCACAGCGCCUUGGUGGGUGCACGACAGGCAAUUGAGGACAUCAACAACAGAGACGAUGUGUUGACAAACUACACUCUCAUCUUGAACGUUUCCGAUACAGAGGCAAGCAUGCCCGUGGCCUUGAAUAGGUUCUACGAGUUCGUGUACGAACCACCCGUCAAAGUAGCCAUAUACGGACCGUUCCUGUCCUCUUUAACAGAAGUAGUCGCCGAAGUGAUUGGGAAAUGGAACAUCGUUGAGAUGUCACCGUCAGCGACUACACCCGUGCUGAGUGAGAGAGAGAGGUAUCCCCACAUCUACCGCAUGAUCACCUCAGCGGCCGGCUUCUCCUCGGCCGAGUUCCGUAUGUGCCGCCUCUUCGGAUGGAACAAGAUUGCGACCCUGCACGAGACAACGGAGCCGCAUGUUGGAACGAUACACGAACUUCAGAGGUUGAUAUCGACAAGCAAUUUAUCCAUUAUCGCUGCCGAGAGCUUCUACAAGGACCCGUACGAAGCGAUGGAACGACUCAAGCUUUGAAGGACGAUCAGUUCUUUACAGUUAACACAAAUGGAAAUCAAGGACAGGAAGAAGCGGGAAACACCUGAGAUUAAAAAAUCUAAUUGUGCCGUCAGUGCUUAAAAAACAUGGGUUUUUUGGCUGGGGCUUGAAAUUACACACGACUCUAUGGGAACUGUCUGUGGCCACUACCAUAGACCCGUGCGGAAUUUCAGGCCACAACCAAGUAAUUCGGACACGACCUUAGCUCAUGUAUUUCAAAAUGGUUGUGACCAGGCUUAUGAAGGGGUGUAUGAAAGGAUUGAGGGACGUGACCAUAACACCGGUUAUAGACAACUCUCAUUUCGCCUUAAAACUUGUAUCGGCGGCCAAAGUUUACAGAAAUAUCACCUGCUGGCUGGUUUUUCGAUUUUACCUCCAAUUUGUUCUAAAUGGACAUUUAGAUUGCUAGAUAUCUCAAUGAUUUUAGGGUUGUAUUUCAAAUUUCAUAUUUAGUAGUACGUAUCCUUUUAUCUGGUCUUCUGACAGAUGAGUGGGUUGCUUAACACUUAGUGAAUCAUUCUUUCACUUUUGUCCCGACGGCUGACCAUAGUUUUAUUGGCCACUUGAAGGAAAAAUAUGAUUGUGAUGUCACAACAAUAGACCGUAUACCUGGCAAAAUAUGAGACGGGCGGGUACCUCCCACACACGCGCACCACCCAACCGUAUAGACACUCUAGACCAUUGUUAUGCACGUCCCCCCUAGAAGAAUUCCUGAAAAGAAUUCCUGAGAUUCGGGUCAAACAAUAACCAAAACGGGGGGGGGUUGUCUCCACCCCACGUCUUGUUUCAAAUGUCAGGUGAUGUGCGUGCAAGCGCCAUUUAAAUGAUUAAAAGGGCCAGGGGAUAACUCCCUUCUUUCUAUUAUGGGCAAAGGAAAAGUUUACAUAUUAAACCGAGCUAGGAACAGCUGAGAUCUUGGGAGCGGCUCAAGACUUCAUCUCUCAACUGACUGCUGGACAUUAGAUCCUCCCAAAACUCGUCGGAUAUACUGGUAUUGGCCAGCCAAACACUAAAUCACAGCCACGGAAGAUAGUAGCGCCAGCCCUGCCCCUAAGGGAAAUUAUGAAAUCAGGGAAUGACAGGAAAAAUCUUGUUUCCAUUUCAGAGUAAGGACGUCAGGGUCAUCGUUGCGAGCUUCUAUGAAAAAAUGGCUCGGAGGGUUUUUUGCAGUGUGAGUAGUUUUUCGUUACCGGUAGCUCGCUUUUGGAUCAAUUUUGAUUAAAAUAUUAUAUAAAAUGCUCUUGCUUCAAGGAGCCAUUGUUUUCUCUCUGCUAUAAGCACAGGAAUUUGGUGAGCAUGUAUACAGUAUUUUUGUCAAAAAGCAAAUAAGAAAUGUUCGAGACCAUAGAAAUUAGGCUACUGCCAAGAUGUUGAUAAUAAAACCCAGUCACUGCAGCAGAUAGGGGAGGGGGGCUGUUCUUGAUCUUGGAGAUCCAUUUUAAUUGUUUGGUCCUUGGUUACAGCAGAGAUCCAGUGACGUAUAAUUCGUCUCUCUGGAAAUAUGAGAACGAGCAAUGAGCGGAGCGGGCUUAGCCUGAAAUUGUAUGUUAUGAGAUUCGCUUUGUACAUACUUCAAUAAAUCAGUUUAAGUAGCAGGGCCUGAGACCUUUUUUGUUUGACUGCGCCGUCAUUGAUGGUGACCCAGAAAUGCUAUUGUGUUCUUUGUUCACUUUGCCAACGGCAUUUGCUGUGUCGUUAUAUAGUUCAAUACACGUUUUUUUUUUCCAAAACGACCGCGGUUUGGCAUUGAACGUGUGUGUAUGCAUUGGACUGCCUCCCAAACUUAGCUCCGGAGAGAAUUACUUUGGAAAGACAUGCCACUGGCGAGUCCAUGACAGCGUCGUUUACCGUUGAUGAACAAACAGUGCCGUGUUUUCAGAACCACACUGGAGGGAAAAUGCCUAUAGCUGUUAUCAACUUGUAAGCAUUUGCCUAAUGAACAAUGUCUCCCAAGAUGGCUCUGAUUUUUUACCUACUCUGAGGUCAGACAGUUCUACCCGGGUCAAAACAAGAGAUCAUUGUUUAAUCACUGGGAGGUCAGUUAAGACCAUAGAGGAAAGACACAGGAGUUUAAACUGCCAGGGCUGUAACAUCUGGCCAAUUACCGCUUUUUGGCAUGCCUGGUAUGUCCGUUGUCAGAGUGCAAUGAAAGCUAGCCUUUC
This is a messenger RNA of Acanthaster planci (crown-of-thorns starfish), 2821 nucleotides long. Its product is annotated as gamma-aminobutyric acid type B receptor subunit 2-like. Gene Ontology annotation, cellular component: G protein-coupled receptor heterodimeric complex; membrane. The record is from RefSeq and is a predicted model, not a curated record. Gene Ontology annotation, biological process: G protein-coupled receptor signaling pathway; gamma-aminobutyric acid signaling pathway. Gene Ontology annotation, molecular function: G protein-coupled GABA receptor activity. Lineage: Eukaryota; Metazoa; Echinodermata; Asteroidea; Valvatida; Acanthasteridae.